UGUAGUCUUUAGAGAGGACGGUGAAACGAAGAGCAUUGCAGGAGGAGACUACAAUCCCAGAAGCCUUUGGGCACACCUGGAAAAGGCAGCCGCUUCCUGAAAAGCCGACACUGGGAAUCCUCAGCGUCAACAAGAGGGGGAAGAGAAAUUGGAUGCUUGAAAAUUAAGUCCCUCGAGCGUGGGAAGGGGAUCUAUUAGAAUUGUUCUACUACUUGCAAGAGUUCUGCUGUUAUUCUGGAUUUGGUUAAAUCUCUUGGUGGCAUUUUUGUUGGCUAAGAUGGGUUGCCGUGAUGUCCAUGCUGCGACAGUCCUCGCCUUCCUUUCUGGUACAGCUGCCUUAUCUGGACUUAUUGCCGCGGCUCUGCUGCCUAACUGGAGACAGAUGCGACUCUUCACCUAUAACAAGAAUGAGAAGAAUGUCACCGUGUACACUGGGCUCUGGAUUAAGUGUGUUCGCUUUGAUGGCAGCAAAGACUGCGUCAUCUACGACACCGAGUGGUACACAGCAGUUGACCAGCUGGAUUUACGCGUCCUCCAGUUUGCUCUCCCCAUAAGCAUGUUAACCACUGUCUUGGCUCUGUUUCUCUGUUUGAUUGGCAUGUGUAAUACCGCCUUCAUAACCACAGUGCCCAACAUCAAGCAGGCCAGAUGUCUCAUAAACAGUGCGGGCUGCCAUCUUGUGGCCGGCCUCUUCUUUCUUCUUGCAUGUGUCAUUUGCCUGACGCCAUCUAUCUGGGUCAUCUUUCAUAACCAAGAACUGAACAAGAAAUACGAACCAGUUUUUUCCUUUGACAUCUCUGUGUUUAUUGCCAUUGCCAGUGCAGGAGGCUUACUGUUUACAGCCAUCCUCUUAUUCCUUUGGUAUUGUGCAUGCAAAACGCUUCCUUCCCCUUUCUGGCAGCCUCUGUAUCCUCAUGCGCCCAGUGUGCAUAGUUACGCCUCCCAACCUUAUUCUGCACGGUCACGCCACUCUGCCAUUGAAAUUGACAUUCCAGUUGUUACACACGCUUCCUAAAUGAUAAGCUGGAGAAGCCAAGUGCCUGCUCGUUCUGUCCUUCGCCAAGGCACUGCAGGUGAAGUGUUUUCCCCAUUCCCUCAGAGACAUCUAAAAAUGUUUUACAAGGCUAGGUGAGAAAAAAUUGCUAUUGUAACUUGAUAGCUUUUCCAAUUUCUCUAUCUAUCUGCAGAGAUAGGAAUGUAGUUAGGUAAGUGAGCCAUAAUAUUAGAAUUCUACUUGUUUUGAUAUUGAAGCUGUUCACAAGUUUCUAGUUCUCAUUAAAACUGGUGGCGUGUGAAUUCAUAGGUAAAUUAAAGACUGGGACCUUUUUGCUUUUUA
This is a messenger RNA of Podarcis raffonei (Aeolian wall lizard), 1336 nucleotides long. It is a transcript of the gene CLDN12, whose product is annotated as claudin 12. Bases 278 to 1015 code for a protein of 245 amino acids. NCBI's taxonomy places the organism in Eukaryota, Metazoa, Chordata, Lepidosauria, Squamata, Lacertidae. The transcript has 3 exons. Gene Ontology annotation, cellular component: plasma membrane. The record is from RefSeq and is a predicted model, not a curated record.